Messenger RNA from Lachancea dasiensis, 561 nucleotides. The record is from the annotation of a GenBank genome assembly. Lineage: Eukaryota; Fungi; Ascomycota; Saccharomycetes; Saccharomycetales; Saccharomycetaceae.
AUGCACCAGCAAGUAGGUGGCAACACGUAUCCGGCGCCCGGCCCGGUAAUUUCAAUACCGACCAAAGCUGUUUUUCUUCGGCACCGCCAAAAGUGCUGGAAGGAUGGGUCAAGAGCCGACCGAUUGGGGAGCUACGAUCAUGAAACUUCCGGUGGCCAUUACAGAGCUCCUCUAUCGUUAUAUCGCUCAAUCUUGCAGUUUUUGCGAGUUGAGAAGCCUCCGGCUCGUUUGCGCGUCGUGUCUGGGUCGCACAAAGGCAACAAUGAGCAGCGAUGGAGCGUGUCUCGUGACCGGUUGGGCCCCAAUAUGCCAAGUCACGUUGGAGCGUUUGACAUCCGUCCGAAAUUGCCACGUGACACGAAACUUUCUGUCGUUCCGUGUGACUUGUGUUCUCCUUUUUUGUGCUUCGCUUGGUGGCGCCGGCGGUGCCGGUGGCGGUGUUGGCCCAAAAAAUGUAAGGAUUGUGAGGUAACCUCAGCGUUUUCCCGGUGUGCAGGGCACCUCAACCGGGCUCGUUCUCAUCCGCCGGUCUCGCUCUUUCCAUCUAUCCCAUUUUCGUAG